CCACCGCUGCUGCUGCUGCUGCUGCUCUCGCUUCCUCCUCCUCCUGCUCCGCGCGCUGGUCCCCGAACUCCCUCGGCGAUCGCAACUGGAACCGCCUCCGCUGAGCCAUGCAGGACCGCCAGCCGCCCCCGCCGUCCCUGUCAGGUGCCAGCCCGGCAGCUCCGGCCAGCCUGGCUCCAGCCAAGAAGAUCAAGGCCACCAUCAAGAAGACGCUGCCUGUGACAGGCCCCCAGGCCCCCACCCUGCGUGAGCUGAUGCACUGGUACUGCAUGAAUACCAACACGCAUGGCUGCCGACGCAUCGUGGUCUCCCGGGGACGCCUGCGCCGGCUCCUGUGGAUCCUGCUCACCCUGAUAGCGGUGGGGCUGAUCCUGUGGUACUGCGCGCAGCUGAUCAUGAACUACUACGUGGCCUCCGUCUCGGUCACUGUGCAGUUUCACAAGCUCCCCUUCCCUGCCGUCACCAUCUGCAACAUCAACCCGUACAAGUACAGCGCCAUCAAGGACCACCUGGCUGAGCUGGACAAGGAGACCACGAAAGCCUUGGAGUCCUUAUACAGCUUCACGGGCAGCCAGCCCCGGGAACGCCGGGAGGCAGGCAGCGAGGAGGCGGAGAAGGGCGGGUUCCUGCAACGCUUUCCCCUGCAGAGGAUGGAUCGCCUUCGGUCCAAGGCCACCAAAAACGUCUCUACCAGCUAUAGACGCCGGAGUGAGACCGAUUUCUUUCCGGGGAGUUCCAGCAUGGUGAACGUCAACAACCCCGAGGACAUGGUGGGCUUCGAACUGUGCGACACCAGAGACAAGAAUGAUUGUGCCCUUUACACAUUCAGCUCCGGGGUCAGCGCCAUCCAGGAGUGGUACAAGCUGCACUACAUGAACAUCAUGGCUCAGAUUGAUGCCGAGGAGAAGGAGCGGAUGAGCUACUCGGCCGAUGAGCUGAUCCUCAGCUGCUUCUUUGAUGGCGUCUCCUGCGAUUCCAGGAACUUCACUUCCUUCCACCACCCUUUGCACGGGAACUGUUACACCUUCAACAGUGGAGAAAACGGGAAGAUCCUGAGCACCGCUGCUCUCGGGGGCGGAAAGGAAGGGCUGCAGGUGGUCCUGUACAUAGACGAGGCAGACUACAACCCCUUCUUGGUCACGGCAACCGGGGCAAAGAUCGUGGUCCACGGUCAGGAUGAGUAUCCCUUCAUCGAGGACAUCGGCACGGAGAUCGAGACGGCGACGGCCACCUCCAUUGGGAUGCACUUUACGACGUCCCGCCGGCUCAGCAAGCCUUACAGCAACUGCACGGAGGACGGCUCGGACGUCCCCGUGGAGAACCUCUACAACAAGAACUACUCGUUGCAGAUCUGCCUGCACUCUUGCUUCCAGAAAUCCAUGGUGAAAACCUGCGGCUGCGCACAGUACACCCAACCCCUGCCGGCUGGGGCCGAGUUCUGUAACUACAAAAAAUACCCGAACUGGAUGUACUGCUACUACAAGCUCCACAAGCAGUUUGUGAAGGAAGAGCUUGGCUGCCAGCAGAUCUGCAGAGAGGCCUGCAGCCUGAAGGAGUGGACGCUCACCACCAGCCUCGCCCAGUGGCCCUCCACGGUGUCCGAGGACUGGAUGCUCCGAGUUCUCUCUUGGGACAAAGGAAAGAACAGCAACAAGAGUCUCAACAAGUAAGUUCUCCUCCCGGACUGGGCCAACCUGAUGGUCUUCUACAAGGAUCUGAAUGAGAGACGCAUCACUGAGAACCCAGCAAACAAUGUGGUCACCCUCCUGUCCAACUUUGGGGGCCAGCUGGGCCUCUGGAUGAGCUGCUCCGUGGUCUGCGUCAUUGAGAUCGUGGAGGUCUUCUUCAUUGACACGCUGAGCAUCAUCCUGCGCCGCUGGUGGCAGAAGGCCAAGAAGUGGUGGAGGGCCCGGAAGGGGGGCUCGGGCGAGGCGGCGGCAGCACACCCUCCCGGCGGCGCCCGAGAGGCCGAGGGCCACGACAACCUGGCCUGCGUCCCCGAGGACGAGGACGACCUGCCCACCUUCAACACGGCCAUGCGGCUGCCGGUCCCCCCGGGCCUCCCGCCCCCCAGGACUCCCCCACCCAACUACAGUGCGCUGCAGCUGGCCGGCUCCUUUUCGGGGCAGCUGGGCGACACCCUGGAGGUCAGGACCCCGUGAGGUCCUCCUUGACAUGUGGGGGUGUGUGGAAAGGGGGACUGCUUCGUGGGAUGCUGUGGGGCUGGCCCUGCUGUCCUCUGAGCAGGGGGACUGGAG
Messenger RNA from Pogona vitticeps (central bearded dragon), 2258 nucleotides. The record is from RefSeq and is a predicted model, not a curated record. NCBI's taxonomy places the organism in Eukaryota, Metazoa, Chordata, Lepidosauria, Squamata, Agamidae.